GCAUGUACUACACUCGGAGCGUAACGCUCCGAGUCGCGACGGGAGUUCUGCGGCAGCGGUGUUCAGUAGUUCGCAGUACGCGCUCUCGAGGCGACGUUUAUUCGCAUCAUUACUUUUUUUCGCGUUCUCACGGCUUGAACGUACAAUUAUAGUGUAGUUGUUGUUGGUUUUUUUUACACUAGCGUGACCGUUUUUUUUUUUUUUAAUUUUUUUCCCGUUAAUUUCCUGUCCGUCGCGAGUCUUUCGGACCAUCGUUUUUGUGGCUGCAGUGCGACCGAACGUAGUACUGUCGCGCCGUCCCGUCGGUCGAUCGCGGUCGUCGUGCGUUUGCGGCAAGCCCGGUGAUUUCAAUUGUUGUGCCCGACGUGAUGGUGUACCGGUCGAAACGCGGCCGGAAGACGACACAGCAGCUUCAACGCCUGGUCGGCGCGCGAUGAAGUCGUCGACGGUCGCGGCUGCUGGCCAAUGGUUCCGGGUGGCGGCCGUCGUGCUGGCCACCGUUUUGUGUCGGCCCCAAGCAGGACUUUGCAGUGAUCUAAUUGGAAGCCCUCCGACCAUAUUUGUAGAAAGGAACUGGGUAGUCGAUUCCACGGCUCCUGUGGGCACAGUGGUCGCCCGGGUUCGUGUAUCAGACGUGAGCAAUGAGAUACCGUUACAGUACGGGCUGGAACACUCGACGGGUUUCAAUAUCGUGCAGGAUAACGAGGAACCAUUGCCGUUUGACAUCGAUGAAAAUGGAAAAGUCACCACAAAUACGACUCUGACCAACAAGGAGGGUAAAAACAUAUACCUAUAUGUGACGAUCAACGACGGGCACUUGACAUCCAAGACUCAAGUGUGGGCCAAGGUGGAAGGACCCGGCUCUGCGGUCCGGAAACCAUCGAACGUGGGCGCGGGCCUGCCGAAUAAUUUCCUGUCGUCGCAGUUCCGGCCGCCACCACCGCCGUCGAUCCCGGUCAAUGGAGCUGGUUUUUCGGGCGUCGUUUUCACGCCGCCGAGUAAACACUCCCCGGCUUCCGUGCCGAACAAGACCACGCAGCCAUCCAGGCCGGCCACGGCCGCAAACAAAGUUCCUACCACGCGGACACCGGCGUUACCGGUCACGCAAAAGGCUGCAGCAGUCACGGCCGCCGGCGCGCCGGUUGCCGAAGCGUCCACGUCGCCGACCGGGAUGUCCAGCGCAAAUGAUGUAACCAAGACCACAGUAACCGACUCAUCCUCCACCGCAACCACUGAUUCCGUGGUCGCUACUACUCGGCCAAAUGAGACAGCAAAAAAUGCGUCGGAGACUGCGCUUACUCCGCCCACGGUGACCACUCAGCAACCGGUGCAGAACAACAUGGUGCUGGCUCUGGUGCCCAUUGUGGUCGCAGCAGUUUUCCUGACGGCGGCCGGCGUGCUCGCUUGCUUGUUCCGCAAGAGACUGUUUUCCGCCAAAGUCAAGUCCAAAAAAGUCAACUCCAUCGGCAAAAAGAACAGCUCAAGAUCGGACGAUCCGAUGGUCAUGCACCACUGGAGCGGACCGCGGGCUUUCACCAGAUAUGAAAGCUGGGGCUCCGAUCCGUCGGUUCAUGGACAGUACACAGGUGGAAAAGAGUCCGCGAUCAAAGAAGUCGACCAAUGGGAGGUGCCCAGACACCACGUACGGGUGUGCUCGAUAUUAGGCGAAGGAAGUUUCGGGCAGGUCUGGAAGUGCGAAGCGUACAAUAUCAUGGGGUUCAAGGGCAACAUGGUGGUAGCGGUCAAAACGCUCAAGGACAAUGCGGGCGAACGCGAGCGUCUCGACCUGGUACAGGAACUACAGGUGAUGAAGUCGCUGGAACCCCAUCCGCACGUCGUGAAACUGUUGGGCUGUUGUUCGGAAAGAGACCCCUUGUUCGUCAUCAUGGAGUACGCGAAAUUGGGAAAACUCCAGAGCGUGCUGAGGAAUUCUCGCGGCGUAAACUACUACACGAAUACACAUGGGCCGAGUUCAUUGACGUCGCACGAACUCAUUAUGUUCUGCUAUCAGAUCGCCAAAGGAAUGGACUUCUUGUCGUCUAAAGGGAUCAUUCACCGUGACCUGGCGGCCCGGAACAUACUGGUGACGGAGGACCGGGUGUGCAAGAUUUCGGACUUCGGGUUCGCGCGCGACGUGGCCUCAAGCCGCGUGUACGAGCGCAAGUCCGAGGGCCGGCUGCCCAUCCGGUGGAUGGCGCCCGAGUCCCUGUUCGACAACAUGUACUCGGCCAAGUCGGACGCGUGGUCGUUCGGCGUGCUCAUGUGGGAGAUAGUGACGCUUGGCUCGACCCCAUACCCGGGUAUGGCCGCGGCGGACGUCAUGAAGCGCAUCCGUGACGGAUACCGGCUGGACAAGCCGCAGCACUGCCGCCGCGAGGUGUACAACAUCAUGUUCUACUGCUGGGACAAGUGCCCGGACGACCGGCCUGACUUCGCCGAGCUGAUGGAGCUGCUGGACAAGCUGCUGGUCGACGAGACCGACUACAUACAGCUGGACAGGUUCCCAGAUAACGCGUACUACAACAUCACCACGUGCAUCAGCGGCGAGCGCCUGUGAUCGAUGCACGGCCCUGCCAGCCCGCGGAUGAACAAGAUCUCGGACUCCUCAGCCCUUCACGAUGCCCACUCUUUGGAGUGCUGCGCACCAAACGCCUGUCUACCACAUCGUCCUUACCCUCUCGUACCGAUGAUACCUGGUGGUGUACAAACGACUUCUUUUUUUUUUUUCGUUUUUCAUAUUUUUGUGUCCAACGAAAUUACUGUUUUUCAUUCUCUCUCUCUUUCUCUCUCUCUUUCUGAACCACCUGUAUAUCUUCUGUGUAUGUGUGUAUGUGUAUGUGUGUUUGGAAAACGUCGAAAAACCUCCUGGAAAUAAGACCUAUAUCGAAACCUAUAUAAUGUAAAACCGUAGUAUGCUCGGACUUAAAUCGUUUUAUAGGCCGCAAUCGUCCUUUUAUUGGCAUUUUUUCAUUUAAAAACUUUUAUAUUUAAUUACAUGUACGUAUUAAUGUUUGAACGUAAUCCUUAACGCUUCAUCUUAAACAAACCAUAUACAUUCGAUUAUUAAACGAUUUGCGUACUAUCCUCACAGUUAAUUAAUACUGUCACUUCUUAAAAUACGAUUUUAUCGUCAAAAACUGUGUAAAUAAAAAAUAAAAUAAAUCGAGCGUACGCUUCGGAGAUUCCGAGGAACGCGUGUUCGACUGACUGAGCUACAAAUAUGUUUUUCCUAAAAAUCCCAAUUAGUUUAAUUUGGACUCUUUUCAUUAUUAUUCAUUAUUGAUACGAUCUUGUUAACGACAUUUAGGUGCACAUUGCUUCAGCUUUUCUUCUUCAUUUCUAUUUGUAUACAGGUUAAUUUCAUUCAAUUUCUACGGAGUUAGUGUAAAAUGUUGUUUAUUAUUUUUUUUUUUCAUAAAAGAAAAA
Sipha flava (yellow sugarcane aphid) is the source of this 3426-nucleotide messenger RNA. RefSeq names its product tyrosine kinase receptor Cad96Ca (gene Cad96Ca). The coding region runs from base 434 to 2557 and encodes 707 amino acids. NCBI's taxonomy places the organism in Eukaryota, Metazoa, Arthropoda, Insecta, Hemiptera, Aphididae. Gene Ontology annotation, biological process: multicellular organism development; cell surface receptor protein tyrosine kinase signaling pathway; positive regulation of kinase activity. The transcript is spliced from 7 exons. Gene Ontology annotation, molecular function: ATP binding; transmembrane receptor protein tyrosine kinase activity; calcium ion binding. Gene Ontology annotation, cellular component: membrane; signaling receptor complex. The record is from RefSeq and is a predicted model, not a curated record.